GCGGCGCCGCAGCCGCCACCGCGGGCCCCCGAGACCCGCGCCUCCCCGGCCCCGGGCGGCCGCGCGGCGGCGGGCGGCAUGCGCUGCGCGAGGCGGAGCUGACGGCGCGCCCGCCGGCCCCAUGUCCUUCGCCAUGCUGCGCUCGGCGCCGCCCGGCCGCUACCUGUACCCCGAGGUGAGCCCGCUGUCGGAGGACGAGGACCGCGGCAGCGAGAGCUCGGGCUCCGACGAGAAGCCCUGCCGCGUGCACGCCGCGCGCUGCGGCCUCCAGGGCGCUCGGAGGCGGGCCGGGGGCAGGCGGGCGGGGGGCGGCACGGCGGGGCCCGGGGGACGGCCGGGCCGAGAGCCCCGGCAGCGGCACACGGCGAACGCGCGCGAGCGGGACCGCACCAACAGCGUGAACACGGCCUUCACGGCGCUGCGCACGCUCAUCCCCACGGAGCCGGCCGACCGCAAGCUCUCCAAGAUCGAGACGCUGCGCCUGGCCUCCAGCUACAUCUCGCACCUGGGCAACGUGCUGCUGGUGGGCGAGGCCUGCGGCGACGGGCAGCCGUGCCACUCGGGGCCUGCCUUCUUCCACGCCGCGCGCCCCGGCAGCCCCCCGCCGCCGCCGCCGCCGCCCCCGCCCCGCGACGCCGAGAACGCCCAGCCCAAACAGAUCUGUACCUUCUGCCUCAGCAACCAGAGAAAGUUGACAGCACGCGUGAGCUCCUGGGGCCUGAACAUCUGGGAAAUUUAAUUUUACAAUUUCGGCUGUGCAGCAGCGCACUCUCCUCCCCAAACUGCACGGGGAAGCCGGGGUGAGCGUGGAAGGGGGUGCUUUCAGACCCGCCACCUGAGACAGCACCCCGUGGGGAAGCCCAGAGGCGCGGGCUGGCACUGGGUCUGUGGCCAGGCCCUGACACUGACCCCUCCCCUCUGCAGAGCAAGGACAGAGACAGAAAGACGACGAUUCGGAGUUAGAGACGGACACCGCUGGGCUAGCCACAGAGAGCUCCCGUGGACCGGACUCGGGCACAGGCCUCCUGUGAGGGCGCCCAGCGAGCGAGCCUCGCCUCUGGCCACAGCGGGGCCAAUGGACAGACAAGUGUGCGGGACUCUGCACGGGCCCGACGGGCCCAAGCCCACCGGAACCUUCCGUGCUGGCUUCCUACCUGGGUUUUCUUCUGGUCACUACAUGCUGGCAUCUUGUGUUUUUAAUACGAUAAUAUAAAGUCUGGAAACUUUGUAUAAUUAAAAACAAAACAGUAUUGUCCAA
Lutra lutra (Eurasian river otter) is the source of this 1258-nucleotide messenger RNA. It is a transcript of the gene SCX, whose product is annotated as scleraxis bHLH transcription factor. Gene Ontology annotation, biological process: developmental process; regulation of transcription by RNA polymerase II. The transcript is spliced from 2 exons. The record is from RefSeq and is a predicted model, not a curated record. Gene Ontology annotation, molecular function: DNA-binding transcription factor activity, RNA polymerase II-specific; protein dimerization activity; RNA polymerase II transcription regulatory region sequence-specific DNA binding. Lineage: Eukaryota; Metazoa; Chordata; Mammalia; Carnivora; Mustelidae. Bases 122 to 739 code for a protein of 205 amino acids.